Molecule: messenger RNA, 1678 nt
Organism: Saccostrea echinata
Lineage: Eukaryota; Metazoa; Mollusca; Bivalvia; Ostreida; Ostreidae
Product: ubiquitin-like-conjugating enzyme ATG10
Exons: 6
Coding region: 33-635 (200 amino acids)
Biological process (GO): protein lipidation; protein modification by small protein conjugation; macroautophagy
Cellular component (GO): intracellular anatomical structure
Molecular function (GO): Atg12 transferase activity
Source: RefSeq, a predicted model, not a curated record
CUUUUACCUCCCUCGUAAGCGAACCUACCAUCAUGGCGGCAGGUUCAAUUUCGGAAGACGAAUUUUGGGACAGCGUUAUUUACUUUUUGACACUAUCAGAUAAAUUAGACAGAAAAUGGACCGUCAAAGAAGCUAAAGAUGGUGGAAAGUAUGUUAUGAAAAAGGAAGAAGAACUAAGUUGUAUAAAUAAAGAUUCGACUCUAGGAGCAGAUUUCUAUAAAGAUCAGGAGAUAGAGGAGGAAGACAGUUCAACACUUCAGACUGAUGGGAAAUUGGAGCAGAUUGUCCUCACAUAUGAAUUCCAUAUUGUGUACAGCCAAAGCUACAAUGUUCCAGUAUUGUACUUCAAUGCCCAUUUCCAAAAUGGAAAGCUGUUGAGUUUGGAGGAAAUAUGGGACAUGGUGCCAGCGGUGUAUAAAGAGAGAUUAACACAGGAUAGAUGGACAUUCAUCUCACAGCAGGAACACCCUCUUCUUGGUCGGCCAUUUUACUUCCUACAUCCUUGUCAUACAGCAGAUUUAAUGAGAAACAUCCCGGCCUUGACAGAUAAAAGACAGUAUAUAAUUGCAUGGCUGAGUGCAGUUGGGCCAGUGGUUGGGUUACAACUUCCUCUGGAGUAUGGACAGCACCCUUGAAUUGAUGUCCUAAUUCUUGUAUCGGCCAUUCAAAAAUAACACACUCGUACCUACUUAAUGGAGAACUUCAACCUGAAUGUAUAUUUUGUGACCCUCCAUUAACUGUACAUUACCAAUCAAAGACCCAUUUACCCAAAAUAGGGGAGAAAAUGGAUGCAGAUCAGGCCCCGGGAUCCUAAAACAGACUUGGAUGUAUAAAGUGAAUUAUCAUCUGUAAGAUGCUAAUUUGCGGUGACAUGAAACUCAAAAUUUGCAGAUAUCAGGGUAAUGUAGUCUUGAAUGACUUCUUGAUCCUGGGCUCUGAAAUUCUCUGAUUAUGGGAUACACUGUGCCCCCUGACAUCUCAGUUCUUUGAUCCUGAAGGUCAAAUGCUGCUCCUCUUCAGACCAGUAGAGAUAAAUGGAUGCAGAUCUGAUGCUCUGCUUCAGGUCACAUUGUAAAUGGUAAACCACUGGAUAGUGAGAAUUUAAGGUCAUUCUUUCACAGAACACGAACGGGAGACAACACAUGCAGAUAAGAUCUGAUGCUUCAGCAUACAUCUUCUCUGCUGAACAUUCAAAUACUAAGAAUACAUUAUUUUACUAUUCCUGUAUUACUGAAACUGGAACAACUUGAGUACAUGUAUUAUAAUUGGAGUAUGUUUUUAUAACAGACACAGUAUGUUACAACAAUAACAACAUAUGUCAACUUUAUCAAGAAAUACUGGCUACCUUAAUAAUAUAGUCGGAAGAAAUUAUAAAAAUUGCUUUUUGCAAAUUACUACUUAACACAUUUUGUUUUUAGUUUGAAAUUAAAAGUUGUUCCCCUUUGCAUAGAUAUGUAGUGAACAAGUUUGUUUAUUGUGGGAAUAUGCACUUGAUCAUUUGUUCUAAAGCUUGCUUUUUUCCAUAGUAAACUUCCUUGGAGCUUAAAAAAUGGAGAACUUGGAUGCUUAUUAAAUUUUUAAAUAAGUAUGAGGUGUUUAAAAGGAAAUUAAGUAAAUGUGUCAAAAGAUACAUGUAAAAAAGUUUUCCUUAUAAGUAAUACACAAAGUAUUACACAUU